Molecule: messenger RNA, 3435 nt
Organism: Amoebophrya sp. A25
Lineage: Eukaryota; Dinophyceae; Syndiniales; Amoebophryaceae
Source: the annotation of a GenBank genome assembly
AGUGAUAUUGUGACAAGCCUCCGUGUCGCCUGAGAUCAUUCUCGCUCGUCUUCAGUAUUGCAGACUACAAAACACGGAGGUCGAUGAAGUGACAAUAGACUCUAAUAAAUGACUUCUUCUUGACUUUGAUAUUAUUGACCAUGACGAUGACGUCAUCCUAGCAAAGAGCUGCUGCCGAGGUUGCGCAGCUACUGCGCACCUGCGGAAGGCGACGGACAACCGCUUCGGCACCGGACGACGGCUCUACAAUGCCGCCCAGGCACUCGUCAGGGAUGCUGCAUGUAAUUUCUAAAGUCAUGCCGCGUUUUCGUCGUUGUACCUUCUACACUUACAUAGUUUUCUUCGGACAUCAUGACUGGAGUAUGGAUCAGCAUGUGCCAUUGGACAAAAGCGAGCAAAGUCUGGAGAAGCUGAUCUCCUAUGCACCAGAUUUAAGGCUUCCGCAAAUUUAUCUUAUUAUAAGCGAAAGCGGCCACUAACUUCGACACCUUUUCAUGUUCUUUCAAGAGGAAAAAAGGUCAAGAAAGACGCGUCCAGCUAAGAUGAACAUUGAUUUAGGGGGAAGGUCUAACGGAUGCGCACAAAGAGCCUCCGAAUAUCGCGACGCCUAAUCAGAUAGAUGCAGAAAAGACUUUCGGUGCUGAUGUCCACAUGUCCUACCGCAUGCCUUUGUGCGGCAUGACCAAUUUGCACCAUCCAACCUCGUGUUCUCGCAAAAAGAACUGCGAUCCUCGAUGGCUUGAAGUGCGGCAAAUGGUUCAUCUAUUCCUAGAUCAGCCGUAUGGCCAUACAGCGGUAGCGGGGAUGAUACUUAAGGGGACAACAUUUAACUCGUAUCUACUAUUGUGUCAUAUGUGCAGGAGGUAGUCGAAAAUAGAUCUCCUGGAGGGGCACCGAAAGGAUACUGGUACAUAAAGAAAGGACUGCAAGAAGGACUUAUAGAAAGUAUUCAUUCAACAUCUGUGUCGCUCUAAGACUCGCCGUCGCUGGGAUUUCUCGAAUUGCGACUGCACCUGUGGAGCCUGUCAUACUUUCUUGAGUGAGUGUCCUCUGGGGCAUCUGACUACCAAAUGGAUGUCGUUUUUCGGCACGACUGCAGCGUUUCGCGCUUUGCUGGUGUACGGGAACGUUCUACAAAAAUCCGACGUGCAGAAAAUGGGUGCGGUGGAAGUACCAAUACAGGUAUGAAAAAGCACGGUUGAUGUGAUUAGAGCAUUGGUACAACAAGAAUACAUUUAACGGAAAUAGUAACUAAGGCUUUUGACCUCACUAGAAGAUUUCAUAUUAUCUCCAAGAAUGAACAUGAAUUGAAAGAAAAAGCUCGAGCCCAUUUGCUAGUCAACCUCCUUCUAUGUAUUUCGAAGAUGAAUUCCCACACCAGGACCACCCUCCUGAAAUGCAAAACCUGGGUUUUUUCCUGUUCUACAUUAAUUUAGCGGGGGCUCCGAGCAAGACGUGCCAGAGGAUGAAGAUGAGGGACUUGUUAGGCAGUUCGAUAUUGUCGAGGAUUAUGGCAGCAAUAUCCUCUUCAUGAUACGAGGAAACUGGGGAAGCUACAAUCUGAUGCAGUCGGGCUGGCCAGUUUACGACGUUUUGCUGCGAUUGACUAUGGCUUUGUCUUUAGCUUGGUCUUGAGUGUCUCACGAGCGGAAAGAUUUCAUCACUCGAAUGGGAUGAACGUGAAAAAAUUACCGAGCCUGGUGAACAAUAAACCUGUACAUCACGUCGACGACAAAGUAGGUGUAUUUGUCCCUUGUGUUGAUUGAGGAUGGGCAAACACUACCAACACAUCAUCCACUUUUCCAAGAGCCCUCUAAGCUCAGCCAUCAACUUACGGAAAUCGAUGGCUAUCCUUUGGAAAAUUAUAUACGGGGUGGCGCAGUCUCCCGUAUGCAGCUAGAAGAAGCAGAAGCGGCGCGAAACAGCGACAUAAUCGUGCCCGAGAUCACGCAUAAACAAACGCUAGAUGGCUGAGUUAAUCGUUAGACUUCUUCAAAUGUCUAUGUCUGGGAUGGAAUUAUUCGACCUCUUGCCAGGCACAUCAAUCAAUCAAUUCAAUGCACUAAUCAGAAGAAGAAGUCUGUCUUCUUACAUUUACAGUGAAAAGAUGAUAAAAAGUUGGUGUAGUGAUGGGUUUGGGUAACCUUUCACCACGCCCUCUUUAGAAAGUAGUGAAAAAAUCUUACCCGCUACUGAGAUACAGCUUGAGAUUAUUGCAAUUUGAGAAGAUUUUUCUUGGGUGGUUCGGUUUUCUCCGAGAAGUCGUUGAGGAGUCUCUUGCAGGAGGACUCGCAUCCGAAGCUCGAGGGUGGAAAACCCAAGCUCCAACAGUCGGAAGGGAAAAUGUUGGUUUUCAUGAAAGAGGACCAGGAGAUAAUCAUGGUACUGGUACUCAAGAAAUUGGUGAUAGAAGGAGUACUAGUGAAGGAGUUUGUUUUUGCGUUUUCCAGUUUUUUGCUUCUUCCUGUCGACAGCCGUCUUAGGUGGUAGUGUUACGUCUUACUGAAUAACUUCCUCCUCCUCACUCCAGUGCGUGCGCUUAUGAUUAGCCUACCUAAUUGCGGGGUAAGUGAAGUUAAACGUCCUACAAUCUAAUCCAAUCAUGAUCACUAUUUAUUGACAAUGGUGAUAAUUCUAGCUAGCCAGUGUUAGACUUCAUGAACAAAGCCAAGAUGAUAUUUCUCGCGAGCCAGUUGCGUUAGUGGAAGCCAAGAAAGGUCCUUCCUACAAUGUUGGCACAUGCAAGAAUCGCACACGACCAGUAAACUUCGUGUAAUCGCUCGAUAUCAAAGAUGGUUUUAGAUAGGGCAGAGCAUGCAGCAAUGUUGCAUCUGGGUUUUCGACAGCGUACAUCGAUCAGUAUACUAUAAUUUUGGUUCGGAGGAUACUUUUGAAUGCUUUUAAAGAAUGCAGCUGAUUCGAUGUCUCUACGAUCUCUGCGCUUCGUGUUAGCUAAGGCCUGCUGUUUUGAUUUCGGGUUUGCUAGUCGUAGUUGAUUUUUUAACUUUCAAACAAUUCAGUAGGAGGCUCAUCAGUAAAUCAAUCAUCUGUGUUGCGGCGUGUCAUACCCCUGCAGGUGUGCUGACUUGCUCACGGGGCCCCGCUGCGUCGGGUUGCGCCUUAGUUGUUCUGCAGGGGUCGAGUGUGCGGCUCCUCCGAUAUCGAUCCGUAGACUUGUGGCCGAUUGUGCGGUCUUAUGCGCCCCCAGUACGCAACUUGAAUGGCAAUAGUGGAACAUGUUAAUUGAUUGUUUGAAAGGGCGGCUGCAUAUAGUCUUAACGCAAAAAAAAAAAACUCUACGGAUGUUGCGAGCAGCACCAUGAGAGAUACACACAUGACAAGUACUUGGAAUCAGGAGAAGGGGGCGCAAAAAAUUGGCUUAUAGAAACGAGACCACCGUCAUAAUGGAACUUUUUAGAAGUCUACUUUCAACAU